AUGUUCUAGAGUACAUUCAGUAAAAGGUAGCAUUAGAUUUUUUACAAUUAUUGUCAAUUCAAGUGCCAGCUAUUGGGGUGUGUCAUCUCAGAGGGAGGAGAGGUCAGGUAAUGCCUUUUGGUUCAAGGCACGGCUCCUCCCAACCCGCAUUUUCGUCUCGCUCCAGUACCUUAGCUCACAAAAACCCAGCUGAGCUUCACAGCAACUUCUCACCGCUGUUCAGGAAAGCAGUGUGCGCUCAAGCUUCGCUCCACACGAGCUACUUUAAUUCCUGGAUUUUUUGGCCGCUGCGGACAUGGGAGGCAGGGAGGAGAUCAUGGUGCCCAGAGCAAUGGGACCCACUAUUUCACCCGCCUGGGGUAAUUUCAGGCUGGCUCCUACACGGAAACCUGUGAGGAUAAAAAAAUUCAAAGCAUCCUCACGAAAGAUAAUGAGAGAUCCCAGCCCCACCGAGAUGAGCGCGGAGCCCUGGGCCAGCCCGCAGAACCAGGCCGCCGCUGAGCACAGCGUAUGCACGCCGCAGCCCUCACAGGACCAGGAGCAGCAUCCUGACCAACUCUGCUUUGAAUCCUUCUGGAGCGAGUUGGAGACCAUCAAACAGGGGGGUGACUACCCUGACCCCGACAGCGCGCGCAGGGAUUCCAGACAAUCUGACGGGGAGCAAGAGGAGCAGUGGCUAGUCGAUGUCGGUCUGUCUAACCUCAUCAGCGAGGACAGUGAAAAUGUGGAGAACACGUUGCUUCUGUCCACGCUAACGCGGACUCAGGCCGAGGCAGUCCAGCGCAGGGUGGAUACCUACACAAUGUCCCACCGCAAGAGGAACAAACAACGCCACGUACGCGAAGUUUUUGACACGUCCUUCAACCAGGAUUUGUCUGAUUCUCAGCAUAGUGAAGAACUGGCCAAGAACAGUAUGACAUCAGUCUCCAAAUCAGCUCCCGAGGAUGAGAUCUUCAUGACUGACGUGGCUUACUGCGAACAGGCUGUCAUCCUUUUAAAACAAGCCAAACUGACUCAAAACAACAUCCAGCGAAGGAGGGAGGACGGCACGCUGCCUCGGGUGAUCUGCCCCAAAUGCCGCCUGGGAGUCACUCGAAUCCAAGACCUGUCUCAUGCCGACGUGAAAAAGGUUCGCCAGUUAGCGCUAAUCGACAUGACUGCGCUGUGUGACCUAAUCGGUUUGGAAGUGAAACGGCACAAGAUGGCCAAAAGGAAAAUGCCAGAGAGUCCAUUGUUUGGAGUGCCACUGGCAACGCUAUUGGAGAAUGAUCAGAAAAUGGACCCGGCGACAACCACUCCUCUCCUCCUACAGAAGCUUUUUGCUUUCUUGGAAGACAAGGGAGUGGAUUCUGAGGGUAUCCUGCGGGUUCCAGGAUCUCUGUCCAGAAUCAAGUCACUGCAGCAGGAUCUGGAGGCCGACUUCUACGCAGGUCGUUUCAAAUGGGAUGAAGUGCGUCCCAAUGACGCAGCCACAGUUCUCAAGAAAUUCAUCCGAGAGCUCCCCGCUCCUCUGCUCACCGCUGAAUACCUCAACACUUUUAGCGCCGUUAGAGACAUUACGGAGCUCAAGCAGAAACUUCACAUGUUAAAUCUGCUCAUUCUGUUGCUACCUGAGCCCAACAGGAACACUCUGAAGGCACUGCUGGAGUUCCUCAACAAGGUGGUAUCCCACGAGAAGAGGAACAGGAUGAACCUGUGGGCCGUGGCGACCAUCAUGGCUCCCAACCUGUUCCUCCACAAGACCGUGCCCAGCAGGCUGACCGAGGGGGCCGAGAAAGGUCAGGUGGAGAAGGCCGCCGAUGUAAUGAGGCUACUCAUCCGAUACCAGGACCUGCUUUGGACGAUUCCAAAUUUUGUCAUGAACCAGGUGCGGAAACUGAACGAGAAUAGCAGCCGGCGCUACCAGUUUUACGAUCGGCGCUUCAAGAACCUGUUGAGGAAGAUCCACGCCGACAGCAAGGAAAAACCUGAUAAAAAUACCUCGGAGGCAUGCCGCACGGUGAAGAUCCAGAUUGGCGAUCGGGUAAACGGCACCAUGGACUUCAAGGUCAACAAGGACUCGCGAGCGUCCGACCUGCUGACCCAGUUUGAAAAGAAGGGCCUACGGCAAAGAAAUGGCUCUAUGUCCUCCUGGGACCUGUACGAAGUGGGAGGGAACAUUGGCGAGCGCCGCCUGGACUGCGACACGCACCUACUGGAUUUGUACAAUAGCAACUCAGGAGGCGAGUGGGUCCUCAAGAUCAAGCCCAAGGCCAGCAAAGGCUUGUGAAAACAUGGAUUCCAAAAGAAAAAGAGUCAGUGGGCAUUUCACGGUGGGUGAUAGCAACAAGGCAAAAACACCCAGAUGGAGGACGGACCAACAAUCUGCCAGCAGCAAAAAAAAGCAACCCCCCCCCCCCCCCCAAAUCUUCCUCUUCUUCAUCCCUCUAUCUCCUCCUCUCUUGGACGUGACUCAUUACUUCCUGCUGAAGGACCUGCUGCUGCAUUGAAAGCAAAAGGAAGAAAAAGAGAAAGAGAGAUAGAGGGAGGAUCUCCGGGCAGUUCUGGUGCGCCAUCUUUUCUCUCCAGCAAUCAUCGACGCUCGAGAGCGAGCAGAUGGGUCCGCCGAGCACCUCUGGCAAUACCCGACCACCCCCCCUUUUCUACUCCCCCGCCCCAUCAUCACGCUGACACACACAAGCAGAAAUUCAUCACGGCUCAUACACACAGAAGGGUUCAGUGCCUUGCUCGAGGGGACACACUCCUAUGUUUUUGGUGGCUUUUUUUCUUGCAUAUCUUUGGACCGUUUUUGGUCCGUUGCACUAAAACAAGACAAUUCCCAGGGGCUGCGUCACCUUUUAUUUCAUGGCCUCUUGGAAUCGUUGUCUUGAUUGGGAUUACGGUAUUCUGAUGAAUGAACGGCCAUACGUGCCUGGAAUUCAAAACAUUUUGGAGCUUUCCAGAUGUUAUACACAAAAAAUGCCCUCAGUAGGGAAAGUUAGAGAAAAAAGUGCCCCUGACAGUACCCACAUGAUACAAUAUAAUUUAUUUUUUUGGACAACAAUUUUACAUAUUACAAAGUAUGUCACAAUUCUUUUUGAUUUUGAAUUUUGUUGCUGACGUUGGAAUGAAAAUCCUUUUUUAGAAAAGAAAACAAAAAGCAUAUCAAUUUGAAGGGACAGUAAUUUUUUUUUAAGGUAGCAGUUUUAGGAAAUUUAAAGUGCCUGUGACAGCGCUUUCCUCGGCUUGGCCCCAAGCAGCCCCCCGCUCCGACGUCGGGCGGUUUGUCCACCGAGAAUGCGUUAUUUUCGGCGUUCAUUCCCCUCUGUCCCCAGCAAUGACCACUGCCUGGCCGCCAGGGCCACAGCAGAACAACGAGCCGUAACUUGCUCUCCGCCAGGGGCUGGCCAAUCGGUGAAGACAAUCACGUCUGCCGGCGUGUGUAACAUGAGUCGAGGUAGUUUUGUGUGAUUUUUUUUGUUUUCGAAAGGCGAGAAAGAGAGUUGAAAGAGCCGCUCGGUUCGGGUUAGCAUGUUGCCUAGCUGUCACGCCUCCUGUUUUGUUUAUGCGCUUUCCUCCGUCUCCGAACCCAAGGCAGAGAAAUGAGAAAAGCCGGACUAACUCCGGUGGCAUAAAAUACCGUUCGGGAGGUUUAAAAAGUCGGCAGUUUUGACCAUAAUACAGUUAUACUGCCCUGUCGUACUGAAUAAAUGCAUUUUUAAUAUUUCAUAUUCCAUUUAGCACAAGACUGUUUUUUGUCAUGACAAUACAAUUUAUUUAGCAAUUAGGGAAAAAGUACUUAGAUGAAAAGAAUAUCCUGUAAAAAUAUUGGAGUAGAGAGAUUAAAACAAUGAUAACAUUUUGCUGCUCCCUGUCGCAUUUUCCUUGUUCUGAAUCUUCCCCUUCAAUGGGCUAAAUUCUAAAUCAGCUGAAAUCGUUACUCUGCUGACGUCAUCACCUAGCUGGAGGCGCUAUAGCGCUAUAAUGACAGGCGUGGCUAAACGGCAGAUUAAAAGACUAAUUUCUCGUCAUCUGCACUUUGCCAAAUUGUUUUAUAUAGUCGAAUCGUCUCAAAAUAUGAUUUUAUUCACAUAAUAAUGCUAUUUAAGAUUUUUUUUUAAUGGUGUCACAGGCACUUUAAAGGCAAACCUGAUUUUUGUUGCUUACUACCAAAUUAGACGUCCUUGAAUACUGGACUGGGAUCAAAUCUUGUGGGUGUGGAGCAGUGUCCAAACUACAGCUUACAGGCCAACUAUGCCCUGCGAGUCAGUUUUUUUAUUGGCAAAAUAUGAACCUUUCAUUUAAUAUGGUCUGGACAAGAAGCUUGAGCUCAGCCUCCUCUCUGUUCUACUUCUCAGUUUUAACUCUAGAUAGAGCUAUAGUCACUUAAACAGUGCCUCUGCAUUCAUCUGCUAGGACGCUCAUCUCUUCUCUUUGCCUAGUAAUACAGCAAACAUUUGACAAAUACACUUCAAGUGGCAAGCCCAUAAUUUAACAUGUUGAAAUCAAAGUUUCAGAUUUGUAGAAUUUCAGUUGAUGAAUAUGAGACCAGUGAUAGAAUAAUUUUGAUGGGUCUCAUUUUCCUGUGAUGUUUAUUCAGCUUUCCAACUAAUGAAAAUGCACCAAUUUCUGAUCCGAAUUUUAACUCAUUAAUAGCAAUAACGUCCAAUCCAUUUGAAGUGGCAGGGAUGGCAGCAAACGAAUGAACGUUUAUCCACUGUAUACCACUGACUAGUGAUUAACUCAUUUAAAGAGUUUUAAUUUAGUGUUGAGAGCCACCAUUCAUCCAUCAUCGUGAAUGGCACUGAACGAAAUAUAGCAAAUACAAUACGGCUUUAUGUUUGGGGUGACCCCUGAAGCGCUUCUUAUCCUCUUGUUUGGAGGGCACCUGUGGUCCUCUUAUUUACUUGACACAAUCGUUUUUGCUACAAAAUAACCAUCAAUGAAAUCAAUCGGUUUCCUUCUGCAACCUAUUGGCAGUCCUGAGCAUUUCUCUUUCCGGCCUCCCUUUUACUUCAGUGUGUGCCCUUUUAAAAAAGACCCCAAUGCACUGAUGGCUAUCUUCUUAUCAGAGACCCUUGCAUUCUCAUGGGCCUCAUAAAGAAUAUGAAUUGACUUCCUAGCCUGUGUAUUGAAGGACAUUUUCAAGUCAAACAGUGUCAUCUCCUCAAGGACACACGGUGAAGCUGGUCUUCAUUUUUUUAACAGUGCGGGGUGGGGUGAUAUUAUGGGAUGUUAUUUAUAUGAAUGUAAAAGUGAGUUUUGUGAUGCUGUUGUUCAUUAGCUUCAUUUUUUCCAUUAAAUUUGGCACCCGCGUGUCGCCUCGUCGCCGCCAUCUCGUUAAAGCGGCGCCGCCAUUUUGUGUCCGACGCUUACACAGGCGACAUCCAUCAUCGCCCGACUCGCCAUCUCGCUGUCAUCUGGCCCGUAAUGGAGCGUAAUGGCUGCCGGGCGCAUGCAUCACCGCCGUCCUCGCAUCUCCCGAUAAAGGAGAAGCUAAUAAAUGGCUGUUAUAAAUUCAGGAAUCCAUGACAGGAGUGCGCACGUGUGUCUGCGUGUGCGUGCAUGUGUGUGAUGAGCUUCAUCACAGGGACACAGUUGAGCGAGCUUGUACAAAAGCGAGCUGAUGGAGCGGCCUUCUGCUGACAAUCAGGAGAAGUAGGUCACCUCCGAGGCUAAAGCGGCGUCCCAGAGGGCCUCGGACCAGGUCAGGUUACGUCACGCCCUCUGACGCUGCGUGUACGGCUUGUACGGGGGUUCUCCGGUUUUCGACGAGGUUUUGCGUCACAUUGACGGCGAAGCUGGUAGUACUGUCAGCCUCUCCCAGUUCAAAUGGUUUGGACAUCUGUCCUCAACGGCAGUGAACAAGUGUGGUCGCGACGCCGUCGUGAAUAAAGAACCCCCUUUAUGUGAAUAUGUCAAUGUACUCUGUAUGUAUAUUUAUGUCCAAGUGUUUUGAAUACCGAAAUGCCAUUAGAUCCUGUUGUGAGUCAAUAAAUGUGAAUCUAAUGUGACGUAUGAUGAA
Messenger RNA from Corythoichthys intestinalis (scribbled pipefish), 6004 nucleotides. Its product is annotated as rho GTPase-activating protein 40. Lineage: Eukaryota; Metazoa; Chordata; Actinopteri; Syngnathiformes; Syngnathidae. Gene Ontology annotation, cellular component: cytoplasm. The coding region runs from base 296 to 2269 and encodes 657 amino acids. Gene Ontology annotation, biological process: regulation of actin filament polymerization; signal transduction; regulation of small GTPase mediated signal transduction. Gene Ontology annotation, molecular function: GTPase activator activity. The transcript has 15 exons. The record is from RefSeq and is a predicted model, not a curated record.